UUCUAUUCUAUGAACAUUACAUAACCGUGAAAUAUACAAUGACAUAUAUUUAAAUAGUGUUUUUAUUUAAUUAUACCGGAAUUUUCAAUUUUCAUAAACAAUCCAAAUAAUUUUUUUGCAGUACUUCGUUGAGAGGAAAAUGGAGUCUUCGCCAUUCCUGAAAUCACCGUUCACCGAUUUGACUGGAGCUGUUGGUAUAAGUCACCAAUUUUUUGGGGAAUGUGCAGAUAUAGAAAUGAAAACAUUAGAUUGCCUCGAAGCCUACGGAUUGGAUCGAGGUUUGAAGAAAUGUGAUGCCCUUAUCGCAGAUUACACGGAAUGUGCCCGCAAAGUAAAACAAUAUAAUAGAAUGUUUACAAUGCGCAAAGAACGGAAUCGUCAAUAUGCCGCAGGUGAAAGAACAAAGGAGAACCAUUAUGCUCCAUCACCACCAAAUGACAGUUAUUAAUCCAAUGACUUAAGAUUCAAUAAAAAAGUUGGUAGUUCCUUUUGAUGCUGUAAAUAAAAAGCAAAAUUGCCAGUCAAUUUUUUUUCUAGAAAUGAUUUAAGUUUGUAACAUAUUUACUACAAAUUAUGGUUUGAAAUGUAAAUAUUUCUACACUUCAGACCAAAAUAUUAACUUAUUGUUUAGAAUGGAGUUUGCACCUUAGGACAUUGAUUCUAGAAGAGGUUUUUUAUCUAUUCAAAUAAUA
Cylas formicarius (sweet potato weevil) is the source of this 692-nucleotide messenger RNA. RefSeq names its product NADH dehydrogenase [ubiquinone] iron-sulfur protein 5 (gene ND-15). NCBI's taxonomy places the organism in Eukaryota, Metazoa, Arthropoda, Insecta, Coleoptera, Brentidae. The transcript has 2 exons. The record is from RefSeq and is a predicted model, not a curated record. Bases 140 to 448 code for a protein of 102 amino acids.